This is a messenger RNA of Oncorhynchus mykiss (rainbow trout), 1870 nucleotides long. The record is from RefSeq and is a predicted model, not a curated record. Lineage: Eukaryota; Metazoa; Chordata; Actinopteri; Salmoniformes; Salmonidae.
AUUAAAACACUCCCUGUACCUGCUUCCUGACUCUCAGCACACUCGUUACAGCUGUAAUAAUUUUAUAGUAAUAAUUUCAUUAGCCUAGGUUACUUCCCAUAGUAGUCGCAAUAACACUAUGACAAAUUAAAUAUAUUUGUAUACCAAACUGCUGGAGUGCAGCUGUUUUCACAAUCGCAGUUUCUUGCCAAAUUGUAUACCUAUGGGCCUGUUGAAGGGGAGGGAUGGAGAUGGUUUUCCUCAGUACCAGGAGAAGUUCAUUAGAGACUGCAUCAGGAAGUUUCCCUGCUGUGAAGCCGCACUGCUACAGCAGCAGGUCAUGAGCAUCGCAACAGUGGAGAUCGGUAACGACCAGACAGCGUUCUCAGUAUUAACCCAGGCUCUCAUGGGUAAGAUGACCUUCAUAGAUGCUGAUUUCUGCACUACGUGUGGAGAGAGAGGGGCAGAGAAGAGAUGUUCCCUCUGCAACAUGGUAGGAAAACCACCUCCGAACUCUGAUACAGAAGCACGUGGUUUCUCUCAUUUGUUUCCCUCUCUAUUACUUUGGUUACACUUAAUGAUUUCAGCCAUGAAUACGCCAUGCUUAUAUGCUAAUAAAUGUUUUAUUUUACUACUACAGGUGACUUACUGUGGCCUGAUUUGUCAGCGACUCCACUGCCCCACCCAUAAGAUCUGUAGAGGACUGCAGGAGAAGGAUACCCCGAGACUGAGGGAGCACUGUGACGAGGAGAGUGACAUGGUGAAGGAGACAGCCAGCUUCCUGGCAGAGCUGCGUUUUUAAGGCAGAGGAGCAUUGCGUCGUUAGGGUGUCCCAGUCCCUCAGCGCCAGACCAGCUAAACUGUCCCUCCACAUCCUCAGAGGGACCACUGUCCUGCCACCAGGAAUGAGAAGGACUGCUGGUGUUCUUUUCUACUGGGUAGUUAAUUGAUUCAUUGAUGAAAUGUUACUGAUUGGCCAGAGUUCAGUGAAAUUAAUAAUGAAGUUAUAUUGAACUGAAUUGAUUCCAUUCACUUGGUGUAUGAGGUCUGAAUCAAUCCCUGAUUUAAAGGAGAAUGAUGAAAAUCAGCAUUAUUACUGAUUGGCCAGGAUGUCCAGAUUGAGAGAAAGGGGAAUGAUGAAAAUCAGCAUUAUUACUGAUUGGCCAGGAUGUCCAGAUUGAGAGAAAGGGGAGAGUGAGGAUGAAUGCUUUAUUCACCAAGCAGCUGGACUGGAGUUUAAGGAAGGACUGUUACUAUGGACCCAAUGAGGUCUAUUCUGUUUAGAAUAGGGGAGACUGAAGUAUUCAGGGUGUGUAUAUGAUGCACAAUAGCAUAUUGGGUGCGUUUACACAGGCAGCCCAACUCUGAUCUUUUGCCCCCCAAACAUAUUUUGACCAGUCAGAUCAGAUCUUUUGCUGAAAAUUGGGCAAAAGAUAAGAAUUGGACUGCCAGUGUAAAAACAGCCAUUGAGGUGUAGUUGUAUUGGCUCUAAUGUGACUUGCUAGUUUGCAUGUCUUUUGAGCAAAUUCUUUCUUAUUUCAAAUGUGAGCCUUUAAUAAUCUUUAACGUCUUAAAAUAACAAUUUCCUCCCUUACAUUUGUAAUGUGAAAAAUACUUUCAUGUAUAAAUAGGACCACCUGACUGAACAAUACGUGUCAUUGUUAUGGCAGUGGAUAAAACACACAAUAUGUGUUACUCUAAACUUGUGAUUUCCUUCUAUAACUUGAGACCCAUGGAUCAUCUUACCAGUGAUGUAUCCAUAUCAGUCCAUGUCACAGAUGAUCCACGGAUGACCCAAUGACGAUCUGACUUCAAUGCUGGACCAACAUUUACACCCAAUUGAAAAUGUAAAACUGGGAACCAAAACAAAUGGCAAUCACAUCAAUAAAGA